Molecule: messenger RNA, 1488 nt
Organism: Ylistrum balloti
Lineage: Eukaryota; Metazoa; Mollusca; Bivalvia; Pectinida; Pectinidae
Product: cytochrome P450 4F12-like
Exons: 12
Coding region: 1-1488 (495 amino acids)
Molecular function (GO): heme binding; iron ion binding; monooxygenase activity
Source: RefSeq, a predicted model, not a curated record
AUGGCGGCACUCACCACAGUACUUCUCCAGGUCGUGCCGUUAUUUGUAGUUAUCCUCUUUCUUCUAAAACUAUUUCAAAUUCUGAAAAAGAGGUCUGACUUAAAGAAAGUGUUCAAGGACUUUCCAGGGCCGAAACCUCACUGGCUGUAUGGUAAUAUGAAAGAGAUCACUGGUGACUUAGAUGGACUGUUGAGAACUGCCGACUAUGCUGCCACCUACAACGGUGUAUUUCCUGUGUGGAUGGGUCCUGUAGACGCUUACUUAAACAUGGUUCACCCGUCUACAGCCAAGCAUGUUUUAUCAGGAUCAGAUCCAAAAGACGAGUUUUCCUAUGCGUUGAUGCGGCCUUGGAUCGGAGAAGGUUUACUCCUGGCGGGCGGACGGAAGUGGGACAGAAACAGACGCAUGCUUACUCCAGCAUUCCACAUGGACAUACUGAAACACUACGUUAAAAUAUUCAACCAAUCAACGCAAGUGUUGGUGAAAAAAUGGCGGGAAAAUCCUGGAUGCGAGGAGAUGUUUCAUCACAUGAGUCUAUUAACAAUGGACAGUAUGAUGAAGUGUUUGUUUGGUCACCAUAGCAACUGUCAGCUGGAAACGGUGCGCCCCGCGUACAUCCAGUGUGUGUAUGACGUCUCUGACCUCAUCAUCAAGAGGAUCAUGAAUCCGCUUCAUCACUACGGCUUCAUAUACUCUAUGUCUGAAAACGGACGUAAAUUUAAAUACGCUUGCGAUACAAUACACGGACACUCGAAUAUGUUGAUAGAACAGAGGAGAAAAUUGUUAGAGACAGAGAAAUCCGGAUCAAGAAACGUCGACUUUCUGGACAUUUUACUCACGGCAAAGGACUCGGACGGCCAAGGACUGAGUGACCAGGAGAUUCAGGACGAGGUGGACACAUUUAUGUUUGCGGGUCAUGAUUCCACAGCCAGUACAUUGUCCUGGUGUCUUUAUAACCUGGCCCUACAUCCCGAGUAUCAGGACCUGUGUCGGGAGGAGGUGGAGCGGGAAUGGGGGGACAAGUCCGAGCUCACGUGGGACGACAUUCACAAAGUGUCCUUCACCUUUAGCUGUAUCAAAGAAAGUCAGAGGUUAUUUCCACCUGUGCCAAAUGUGUCCAGGUGUGCUGAAAAGGACAUUACCUUACCUGAUGGCCGCAAUAUACCAACAGGUAUGAGAAUGGCAGUGUCAUUGUUUGCUCUACACAGGAACCCGGAUGUUUGGGACAAUCCUGAAGAAUUUGACCCAUACAGAUUUUCCGAAGAGAACAAGAAAACCAAUGCCGGCUCCGGGAAUUUCAUCCCUUUUUCAAUGGGCCCUAGAAACUGUAUAGGACAGGCUUUCGCAACGACCCAGUUGAAGGUUGUCGUUCCAACGGUAUUACGUAACUUCCGGUUGACCCUAGACCCCACUCGGCCAGCGGAACCGGAAGCCAUGCUCAUCCUUAGAAGUAAAAAUGGACUUUAUCUUAAUAUUAAAGCAUUGUGA